Rotaria sp. Silwood1 is the source of this 378-nucleotide messenger RNA. The record is from the annotation of a GenBank genome assembly. Lineage: Eukaryota; Metazoa; Rotifera; Eurotatoria; Philodinida; Philodinidae.
AUGAUUAUAGCACUCGGUUUUCAAAAAUAUCAACAAAGGUCCGGUGCUGGCAGGUCUUGUGACACAAAUGAGACAGCUGGUUGGACACGUUUUGUUGAUCAAGCAGGCACAGCAAUCAUCAAUCAUAUUCCAGAGUCAGGUCUUCGUCUAUGUGGUGGCGGAAGCCCCGGUUGGCUCUUUGGCGUUUAUCCUUCAAUACUUUAUUCAACAACAAUUGGAACUAUAUGCUAUGUCAGUCCAACUGGUACACCAUGUGCACGCAUUGCUGGUCAGCCGGUGCGUGUCACACACUGUGGCGCCUAUUUUGUGUUCGACAUGCCGGUAGCACCUGAAUGUCCACUGAGAGCAUGUACUAUUGAUGAACGUAUGCCGUUUUGA